Mobula hypostoma (lesser devil ray) is the source of this 4723-nucleotide messenger RNA. RefSeq names its product apoptotic peptidase activating factor 1 (gene apaf1). Bases 178 to 4032 code for a protein of 1284 amino acids. Lineage: Eukaryota; Metazoa; Chordata; Chondrichthyes; Myliobatiformes; Myliobatidae. Gene Ontology annotation, biological process: apoptotic signaling pathway; regulation of apoptotic process. The transcript is spliced from 28 exons. Gene Ontology annotation, molecular function: protein binding; ADP binding. The record is from RefSeq and is a predicted model, not a curated record. Gene Ontology annotation, cellular component: apoptosome.
UCGACCGUGUUGCGCGCUUUGCGCGGCCUUUCUCGGCCCAGGCUUAUUAUGCGUCCACGUACGGACAGACGCACCCGGAAUUUGCAGCGGUCGCGGCGGUGUGCGUCUAGGGUGUUCGGCUUGCCCAGUAGGGGGGCUAAAAACAGACGGUAGUCACUCCCAUCUAGGACAGGAAGCAUGGACGAACAAACCCGCAGUUGUUUGUUGAGGAAUCGUUCAGCGCUUGAGCAAGAUAUCAAGACCUCAUACAUUAUGGAUCACUUAAUAAGUGAAGAAGUUCUGAAUCUUGAUGAUGAACAGAAGGUUAAAGUUCAGGCUACACAGAAAGAACGAGCUGCUUUGCUUAUCGAUUUGAUACUUAAGAAGGACAAUUAUGCUGUUAUAUCUUUCUAUAAUGCAUUGCUGAAUGAAGGCUACAAGGAACUUGCUGCUCUUCUUCAAGAUGGCCUUCCGAUCAUAUCAGCCUCAAAUAAAAGUUCCAUGGAUGGUCUGACACCCUAUGUUCAAACUAUACUGUGUGAAGGUGGUGUACCACAGCGACCUGUUGUAUUUGUUGAUCGGCCAGAGCUUGUGAAAACCAUCAGAAAUGAAUUCUAUAAAUUGGAAAAGGAGCCUGGGUGGAUUACUAUAUCUGGGAUGGCAGGUUGUGGGAAGUCGGUUUUGGCAGCCGAAGCUUUAAGAAAUCAUGGAGUUAUAACUGAAUGCUUUCCUGGAGGAGUACACUGGUUAGCGGUUGGAAAACAGGAUCGUGCUGGUAUUCUCGUUAAACUGCAGAAUCUUUGCAGUCGAUUUAACCAGGAAUCCCACACUUAUCCAAGUCCACCUCUUAACAUUGAAGAAGCCAGGGACCGACUCCGUUUCCUGAUGGCACGUAAAUAUCCUAGAUCUCUUUUGGUCCUUGAUGAUGUUUGGGACAGCUGGGUACUAAAGUGCUUUGAUGUUCAGUGUCGUGUUCUGAUCACCAGCAGAGAUAUGAGCAUCGCAGAAGCAGUAUCAGGGAAUCAAUUUCACAUUUCUGUGCAAAGUGGUUUGAGCAAUGACAAGGGUCUAGAGAUACUGGCACGUUUUGCUAACAUGAAGGCGUCCUGUUUGCCAGAGGAAGCACACAGCAUAGUGCAGGAAUGCAAAGGUUCUCCUCUGGUUGUCUCCCUCAUCGGUGCUCUAUUGCGAGAAUUUCCAAAUCGAUGGUCUUAUUACCUCAAACAGCUGCAGAGUAAACAAUUCAAAAGAAUUCGUAAGUCAUCCUCCUAUGAUUAUGAGGCACUUGAUGAAGCUAUGGCAAUUAGCAUUGAGGUUUUGGAGAAGAGUCAUAGAGAAUACUACAAAGACUUCUCCAUACUAAAAAAGGAUGUGAAAGUGCCAACUAAAGUCCUGUGUAUUCUGUGGGAGUUGGAUGUGGAAGAAGUAGAAGACAUUUUACAAGUGUUUGUCAACAAAUCUUUACUGUUCUGUGACCGAAACAAGCAAUCUUUCCAGUAUUACCUGCAUGACUUGCAGUUGGAUUUUCUGAUUGAACAAAAUCACAAUCAACUUCCGGAAUUACAUGCCAAAAUGGUUCGUCAGUAUCAGAAGACAUAUAAAAAGCUGCUUCCAUCUCCUUCCGAUGAAGAUUGUAUGUAUUGGUACAGUUUUCUGGCUAACCAUAUGGCAAGAGCUAAUUUGAAUAAGGACCUCUACUCGCUGAUGUUUUCAGUGGAUUGGAUAAAGGCCAAGACUGAAAUGAUGGGUCCAGCUCAGUUAAUAAAUGACUUUGUGGAAUUUAGGCAUAUUCUGGAUGAGGAGAAUAGUACUGUGCGGGAAAAUUUUCAAGAAUUCCUGUCUUUGAAAGGACAUCUUAUGGUGCAGAAACCUUUUCCAGAUAUUGUGCAGUUGGGACUUUGUCAGCCAGACUCCUCUGAAGUGUACCGUCAAGCAAAACUGAAGGCUGUGGAAAAAGCCAAUAAUGGAGCUAUCUACUUGGAAUGGAUAAACAAGGCCACCUUGCAGAACUCAUCACGACUUGUUGUUCAACUUCACUGUGAUGCUGUUUUUCAUGCCUGUUUUUCUCAUGAUGGAUUGAAGAUAGCUUCUUGUGGAGCAGACAAAACUUUGCAGAUUUUUAAAAGUGAGUCUGGUGAGAAACUUUUGGAGCUGGUUGCACAUGAUGAUGAAGUGUUGUGCUGUGCAUUUUCACCAGAUGACAAGCUUGUUGCCACGUGCUCAGCUGAUACAAAAGUUAAGAUCUGGAAUUCAAUGACUGGCAACUUGAUUCACACACUCCGUGAACACAGCGAACAAGUCAACUGCUGUCAAUUUUCACAUUCACAGCAUAUGAUGAUAUUAGUUACAUGCUCCAAUGAUACCCUUGUGAAAACUUGGGACCUGAAGGGGACCAGCUGUAAAAACACUUUGUUUGGCCACGAGGCACCUGUUAACCAUUGCUGUUUUUCUCCUGAUGACCAAUAUCUAGCCAGCUGCUCCGAUGAUGGGACAGUGAAGCUAUGGAGAUAUGGUAACAUGUGGAAGUCCCUUGAUGUGAAGGAACAGUGCCGGAAAUCAGACGAUGAUGAUGAGGAGGAAGAGGUUCUACUGAAGUGUUGCUUGUGGUCGUCUGAUGGCACCCAAGUUCUAGCAACUGCAAAAAACACUCUUUUUAUUUAUAAUGUAAUGUCUGGUGACUUGGUAAAUGAAUUAACAAUGAGCCGUUACAGCACUAUUCAGUCUUGUGAUAUUUCUCCUACCAGACCAUUGCUGGCUGUGGCUUUGUCUCACAAUUCUGUUGAGUUAUGGGACAUGGUAUCACUUAAGAGAGUGGCUGACUGCAGUGGACACUUGAGCUGGGUUCAUUGUGUUCAAUUUUCACAUGAUGGUUCAAAAUUAUUGUCCUCUUCAGAUGACCAAACCGUUAGGCUAUGGGAGACAAAUAAAGUGCAUAGUUCCUCCGCUGCUUCUUUGAUACAGUGCAUGGAUGCAAUCUUCCAACAGAAUGAAACUUUUGUUCUAGUAUCUGACAAUAAAAAAUGUUUACAGCUAAUUAAUGGGGAAACUGGCGAUGCAGUGCAUCAGAGUGAUGCCCAGGAGUCUCGUAUUCGUUGUUGCUGCCUCAAUCAAGAUAUUAAUCUGGCUGCAUUUGGGUGUGGGGAUGGAAUCUUGAAGGUAGGCAUGAAGUCGGCCAGGUUCAUCCUACAGAACAUUGGUUGGAAGAGACAGCAAUUCCAGAAGAGCCUGUUGAUAGCAAUAGGGCUAGAAAAUGGCAUAGUGAAGGUUCUGGAACUUCCCAGUGGUAAAAUUAUCAGGACAUUAACAGGCCACACGAAAAGCGUUCAACAAUGCCGGUUUACACAUAAUGAGCAUGUGCUUAUUUCCAGUUCUGACGAUGCUACGAUAAGGGUAUGGAAUUGGUACACGGAGGAAUGCAAAGUCCUUGAAGCACACAUUGAACAAGUGAAAAACUUCAAGCUAUUACGAGGAUCACAGCUUCUAUCCUGGUCUUUUGAUGGCACUAUGAAGGUGUGGAAUUUCGUUACUGGAGAGUUGCUGAAGAACUUUCAUUGUCAUGAUGGAGCAGUUCUAUCGUGUGAUGCAUCACCUGAUGGCAAUAAAGUUGUUUCUGCUUCUGCUGAUAAAAGUGCCAAGAUCUGGAGCCUGAAGAACACCAUGCCUCCUCUUGUUCUGGCCGGCCACAAUGCUUGUGUUAGGAGCUGCAGAUUUACUUGGGAUAACGAAUACUUGGCAACUGGAGAUGACAAUGGUGAAAUCAGGAUCUGGAGGGUGAGAGAUGGUUCUCUGCUUCAUGUUUGUCCGAAUGAUGCAGAGAUCAAGGAUUCCAAACAUGGAGGCUGGGUCACAGAUCUUCACUUCUCUCCCAACAGCAGGAUUUUGGUCUCCACUGGAGGGUAUAUAAAGUGGUGGGAUAUGAAUACUGGAGAAUCUCUACAGACAUUCUACACAAAUGGGACAAACUUGAAAUCCAUACAUGUUUCAUCUGACUUCAAGACCUUUGUGACUAUUGACAAUAUUGGAAUCCUCUACAUCUUGAAAAUGAUAACCUGAAAUACAUUACUCUGAAGAGACAAAACAGCAGCUUUUGUGAUUUCUGCUGAGAGGAUUUACAUCUAUUGCAUUUAAAAUGCUUUAUUUGAAACUUUGAACAGAGCAAGCUUAUGGACUAUGAGCCAUUUUAUGUAAAUUUUCUAAUGGUUUUCAUACCCAACAAAUUGCUACUGAGCCAUGGAGAUUUAUUGGUGAUUUCAGCUACACGGAAACUAAGAGUGCCACAUGCAAGAACAGCAUGUGAUAAUAUUUUCUGUUAUUCACACCUCCUGCAUCCAGUGACUCCACUGCUGGUAUAUUAUUGCUUUGAGACUGUGGCGGAACGCAUUAAAGAUUUUAAGCACAGUGAGCAGCUUACAGAGGGUUUAAAGUACGUGACUGGUUUACAAAUGCUCAAGGCUACUUGAUCACUUUGCAAUAUGUGCUUGAUACUGUUUACAAAAAACACACACCGACUACUUUUCUACUCAGGUUUGCAGCUUUUCAUUUGAUAAGAAAAGAUGUUCUGUUUGAUACCUGAGGAUUGUUUGCAGGAUUUCAGGAACAGUGUUUCAGAGAAUGUUAUAAUCAGAGCUGAAUAAGAAUCUUAUUUGAAGAGUAUUGAUCCUAAAAAUGUUCAUUUAAACUUCACGCCUCUGUUUCUACCAAUUCUUAUUUUCAUAAUUCAUGCAAUUAAAAUUUUCAUUACUAU